UGUCAUCGGUGUCCUCACUGGUGCCGAUGACUACCUCUAUGCCUAUGGGGUUGCGCGCCUCCCCAUAUCCACUGCGGCUCUGAUCAUUGCCUCCCAGUUGGGUUUCACUGCACUUUUUGCAUACCUUCUUGUGAAGCAAAAGUUCACUUCGUACUCAAUCAACGCGGUGUUUUUGCUCACCGUUGGAGCUGGAAUUUUGGCUCUUCACACGAGCAGUGACCAUCCAAAGGGAGAGUCUAACAGAGAGUAUUUUGUGGGGUUCUUCAUGACAGUUGCAGCCGCAGCUUUGUACGGGUUCAUCUUGCCAUUGGUGGAGUGGACAUACAAGAAGGCAAGACAGGCCAUUAGCUACACGCUGUUGAUAGAGUUUCAGCUGGUGAUGUGUUUCUUUGCUACUGUUGUCUGCACUAUUGGGAUGAUUAUCAAUAAUGACUUCAAGGCAAUUCCGAAGGAGGCAAGAGAAUUUGAACUUGGGGAAACAGCAUAUUAUGUGGUGCUGGUAUGCAGUGGCAUAAUUUGGCAGUGUUUUUAUCUGGGCGCAAUUGGAGUCAUCUUCUUUGCCUCAUCUCUGCUCACUGCAAUUAUAAUAGCGGUUCUCCUCCCCGUGACUGAAAUCUCAGCCGUUAUUUUAUACCACGAAAAGUUUCAGGCAGAGAAAGGGGUCUCUUUUGUUCUCUCCCUUUGGGGAUUUGUUUCCUACCUCUAUGGUGAGCGAAAAGAUAGCAACAAGAAGACUGGAACUCUGAAUCCCGAAACAGAGUUGCCACAGACUAUUACCGCUCCAUGAUGAACGUAUAUAAACAAUACUGAGCAUAGCACUUAAAUAAUCCACUUGUGUUCUCCUUUCCGUCUAUAUAAUGCAUACACUACAGCUUAAUUUGUUGAGCUGGUUCCAUGGCUUUGCUGGUUUUGAUAUGUGAUCCGUGGAUUUUUUGUUAGAUCUAUUUGGGUGGA
This is a messenger RNA of Camellia sinensis, 954 nucleotides long. RefSeq names its product purine permease 3. Gene Ontology annotation, cellular component: membrane. Gene Ontology annotation, molecular function: purine nucleoside transmembrane transporter activity. The record is from RefSeq and is a predicted model, not a curated record. Lineage: Eukaryota; Viridiplantae; Streptophyta; Magnoliopsida; Ericales; Theaceae.